AGGAAAAUCGGAGAUGUUGCCCAAGGUCUCACCUGGUUGGCUGCCCUACAUGUGGGAAGAGCGGGAAAGAAAGAUGAGAUGGGAGAUGGAGAGAAGAUAGAAGCGUGCUGUUUGCAGCUUCUCCACUUGGAGCCCAGGUGGAUGACCAGCAAAGCUGUGCAGCACACGACAAACAGGUGACUCAGAAUUUGGAACAAAGACGCAUCUUUCUGCUCACGACAUCUUCAUCGCUAGCAGGAAGUGGCCACAGUGGCUACAACGAACAUCGGCACGCAGCCAGUAGCCAGCGGGACCCGCACACUGUCGGCUGGGUACACGAUCGACAUCGCCGCCGGUUGCGUAACCAAUUACCAUUGAAGGGUUAGCGCCCUGGUUUAAGGAGCAAGCAAGCAGGCACGCAAGCAACGGGGUUCGCCCUUCAGAGAAAGCGAAGAAGAAGAAGACAGCGGUUCUCGCUUGCGAAGCUGAGUGUUUUUUGGAUUCACACGAAAACCAGCGCAUCAGCGAGGGAUGCGAGUCGGCCGUGCAGCCAGGCCUCGUGGCUGCCGCGGGGGCGCCGCGGCUGUUCGCGAGCAGCAGCCGUCUCUGCGCACGAGGCUGGUGUACACGCUGGCGUUCCUCGUGAACUCGGCCGUUCUGGCCGCGCUGCUGUGGACGCUGGCCCCGCGCCAGCAGCCGCCCGCCCAUGAAGAACACACGGAGAAGGCACUGGACAGCUCGGGCUACCUGGGACCAUCGGGCGACGACGGCGGUCGCAGCGGGCGCGCCGCCGCCCAUCCGCCGGCCACGGACCCCUUUGUGGACGAGGAGGGAGAGCCGCCUCUGGGUCAAGAUCCCAAGGUCACCGAGCACCCCAUUCACAGAGCCAGAACUACUCACAGAUAUAGAAGCAUGUCUUACACUCGCGAAGAAGAUGCAAACCAGAUGACAACUGCUUCCUUGAGAACCUCGACCGAGCACACACCAGAUGAUGCGACUUUAGAGUCGACGCUUCCAACAGCCAUGGAGACAACAGGGAAUACAAGCACGAAUUAUAUUUCCGAGGACGCAACCACUAGUAAUACAAGUAGCACAGUUCAAGUUACGACGAGCGCUGCAAUGACAAAUUUAAGCAUGGAGGCCGCCGACCAAACAACGUCAUACACGGGAACUACUACGGAAGAGACAUUCAGCUUUGAUGUUGACAGCAGUCCGUCAUACGACGUCGUCUGCUACUUCAACCACACAAGUUACAAGCGAGACGAACCUAUGUCGUUUCGUACAGGGCACAUUCCCGUACCUUAUUGCAGCCACAUAAUCUACGACUCGGUAGGAGUCAGCGAAGAUUUCGAGCUCGUAGCGAAAGAUCCCGUAUUUGACGUCGAGCGAGGUGGCUUUACUAAGUUUGCGAGGCUGAAGAGCCGCUACCGACACGUGACCGUGAUGGUGGGGAUCGGCGAAGACAUUGGCGACUCAAAUGCUUUUGGCCACAUGUCGAAUCACAAGCCGGACGUCGUUACGUUUGCGCGGCACGUCGCGUCAUGGCUCCGCCAGCAUGACUAUGAUGGCGUCGUCCUCCAGUGGAAGAUGCCCGUGCAGCGCCAAGACGAGACGAGCAGCAGUGCGUCGUGGUUCAGGAAGAAGCUGCUUGUCGUAGCUGCAGCCCUUCGCGACUCCUUGGGCGCCAAGGCGGAGCUGUUCGUCGCCGUUCCCAACAACGAAGAGCUUCGCCAGGCGUACUUCAACGUCGCCGAACUGGCCCGUCAUGUCGACCGGUUCCUCGCCGUCAGCAACUGGGUCUUGCGCGACGUAGACGGCACAAAAAACCGAAGUGCCGCCGACAGAGUGGCCAAGGUGACGUCAUUUCCCGACCCGCUCACGGACGUUUUGCAGACGCGCCACUCUCUGGUCGGAGCGGGCAACGUGCAGUUGUUCCGCAAGUUCUGCUUCGUCCUUUCGGUCGGCGCCAGGAGCUACACGCUGCUUAGGUCGGGCCACCACGUCAUCCACGCUGCCGCGUCGGGGCCCGGGAAACCCGGACCGUACACUCGCCAGCCCGGUGUGUUGGCCUACUACGAGUUCUGCAACCAGACGUGGCUCACCACGGAGAAAGGCACGUUCGCCUCGUACGUGGCUCGCGACGACCAGUGGGUGGGCUACCUGGACGUGAGCAACGUUCAGCGCCUGCUGCGCAUGGCGCUCUACAAGCACCGAGCAGCCUGUCUUGGCAUCUGGGACGUGUCCCUGGACGACUUUCGCGGAGUCUGUGGCGAUGCGUUUCCCUACGUCAAGGCCAUCUCGGGGUGGCACGACCGAGAGUGGAAGCAUCGUCGUCGAGAAUUUGGCUCCCGCUCUAAUAAAUGAUGCCCAGGUACACGCGUCUCACGUUUAUUGCCUAGC
Dermacentor albipictus is the source of this 2379-nucleotide messenger RNA. RefSeq names its product chitinase-3-like protein 1. NCBI's taxonomy places the organism in Eukaryota, Metazoa, Arthropoda, Arachnida, Ixodida, Ixodidae. Gene Ontology annotation, molecular function: chitin binding; chitinase activity. Gene Ontology annotation, biological process: chitin catabolic process; carbohydrate metabolic process. The record is from RefSeq and is a predicted model, not a curated record. Gene Ontology annotation, cellular component: extracellular region.